Messenger RNA from Phalaenopsis equestris, 1178 nucleotides. RefSeq names its product mavicyanin-like. The coding region runs from base 50 to 547 and encodes 165 amino acids. Gene Ontology annotation, cellular component: plasma membrane. Gene Ontology annotation, molecular function: electron transfer activity. The transcript has 2 exons. The record is from RefSeq and is a predicted model, not a curated record. Lineage: Eukaryota; Viridiplantae; Streptophyta; Magnoliopsida; Asparagales; Orchidaceae.
CUUUUCAAAACUCUGAUUCCGUCUCUAUCGCAAAAAAAAAAAAGUCGAGAUGCGUCUCUCCGUCCACCUCUUCAUCUUCUUUCUCCUUGCCAACUGUAGCAUCUUCUUCGUCAAAGCCCAGAAGCAGUACAAAGUUGGCGGCGACGAGGGAUGGCGAGUCCCAGACAACAGUAAUCCCGACUUCUACACCGCCUGGGCAAGCAAACUCCGCUUCCAAGUCGGUGACACAAUCGUCUUCGAGUACAAGAACGACUCUGUGAUUCGGGUGGAGAAAAGAGGCUAUUACCACUGCAACGAGAGCAGUAAUGGCGCCCUGUACAAGGACGGCAGCACUGUCUUCGUCCUCGACAAGCCGGGCCUUCUCUACUUCGUCAGCAGUAACAUUGAACAUUGCAAGAUGGGUCAAAGGCUUAUGGUCGACGUCAUGGCUUCUCACGGUCCACCAUUUUCAGGGGCGCCCGGUCCAUCACCGCACUCCAGCGCCACUGCCGGCAACGGCGGCUUCCUUCCCCUUUUGGUCGUGGCGUUUGGCACGUUUUUAGUAUAAAAGUGGAAUCUUGAAGACUGGAAAGCGGCUGCGGAGUGUUUUGAUAGUCCUUCAGAUUAGAAAUUUUAAACUUUGGAUUUUCUAUGCUUUUAUUGUUAAGUUAACUUGUGCUGUGAAAUGUAAGAACUUAUUUGUCCUUGUUUUUGGCGAACUUUGUUUUAAAAGUGUGGGCUUUUCUUCCAUGAGGAUUUUUAUUUCCUGUACCGGGGCUUUUGAAUGUCUUUAGACCUUGGUGGUUUACAGUCCUUCGAGUUUCAUGGCUGCAAAAAUUAUGUGGUUAUAUUUAUGUUUUAUCGUAUUUUAUUAUUUUUUAUGUGCUGGAACUUCUCUGAUUAUCAUUUUCUACUAGGGUUAUACCAAUGUGAUGUAAAAACUUUGUUUCAAGGGAAAUGUUCAAUUUUGAUUUUCUUGAGACAGGACUGAAGAUAUUAAAAUAUCAUAUUGUAUAUUGGAUUUUUAAUACGGUUGAUUGAAUAUGGCCGUUCAGGUUGAAUCUUAUGAUGUGUUAAACCGGACUUACGCCGAUAACAGAGAAGUGUAUCAUUAAAGAUCACCUAAAAACACUACAUUAUGGGAGUGAUGUGCUCAGAAAUAUUUACUACAGUUCUUAAAAAUCUAUGUAUAUGAUUAA